Selaginella moellendorffii is the source of this 1776-nucleotide messenger RNA. Its product is annotated as glucan endo-1,3-beta-D-glucosidase. The transcript is spliced from 3 exons. Gene Ontology annotation, molecular function: hydrolase activity, hydrolyzing O-glycosyl compounds. Gene Ontology annotation, cellular component: plasma membrane. Bases 62 to 1492 code for a protein of 476 amino acids. Lineage: Eukaryota; Viridiplantae; Streptophyta; Lycopodiopsida; Selaginellales; Selaginellaceae. Gene Ontology annotation, biological process: carbohydrate metabolic process. The record is from RefSeq and is a predicted model, not a curated record.
AAAUACACGCAGCAAUGGACAAUGACCGUGGUAUAUUCUACUUAUUCUCUCUCGCGAGAAAAUGCCACGAGCGCCUAUGUCGAGAGGAGUGAUCAUCAUCGCAAUCGUCUUGUUCGUCAUCCAAGUUGGGCGAUCGGUAGACGCAACGUCAGUGGUGGGAGUGAACUAUGGGACGCUUGGAAACAAUCUCCCAUCGCCGGAUCAGGUCGCCCAUCUCGUCAAUUCCUCCACCUCCAUCACCAGGAUCAAGCUCUACGACGCCGACGCCAGCGUCCUCCACGCCUUCGCGGGCUCCGGCGUCUCGAUCGUGGUGGGCAUCCCCAACGAGCAGCUGGAAUCGCUGGGCAGCAAUCCCACCGCCGCGGCCAUCUGGGUGAAGCAGCACAUCGUCGCCUUCCUCCCCCACACGAACAUCAUCGCCAUCGCCGCGGGCAACGAAGCUCUCACCAUCGCCAAUGGAUCCUUCUCCUCCUUUCUCAUGCCGUGCAUCAACAAUGUCUACGCUGCGCUCGCGUCGCUCGGCCUCCACGAUCGCAUCAAAAUCAGCACUCCCCACUCCUUCGCCGUCCUCGCCAUGUCAUACCCCCCAUCCUCGGGGACUUUCCGCCCGAGUUUCCUCCAAGUCAUAAUCCCCCUCCUCCAAUUCCUUUCCAAGACCGGCUCGCCGCUCAUGAUCAACGCCUACCCCUACUUCGCAUAUCAUAACGAUCCCGCCCAUGUGUCACUGAAUUACGCCCUCUUGCGCCCCGGCAAUGUCAUAGUGGACCCCCGGACGAAGCUGCGCUACACCAACCUUCUGGACGCCCAGCUGGACGCCACGUACGCGGCAAUGCAGGCGCUGGGCGUCCAUGACGUGGCGGUGACCAUCUCCGAGACCGGGUGGCCGUCCCGGGGUGCCAGUGACGAGCCGGCGGCGAACCUCACAAACGCCCGGGCUUACGUCAGCAACCUUGUGGACUACGUGGCGUCCGGCGUGGGCACCCCGGCCCGCCCAAACGCCAGCGUGGACGUGUUUAUCUUCGCGCUCUUCAACGAGAACGAGAAGCCGGGGUCGGUGUCCGAGCAGUACUAUGGGCUCUUCACCUCGGACGGUACAGCGGUGUACGAUAUUGGGCUGUUAAAGAGUCCGAGCUCUCCGGGCCCGAGCUCCAGUCCGAGCUCUCCGAGUCCGAGCUCCAGUCCGAGCUCUCCUCCUCCACCUCCUCGGUCGACGAACAGGCACAUUUGGUGCAUUGCAAAGCCCAAUGCCGACGAUUCGGUGCUUCUCAAGGGAUUGAAUUUCGCGUGUGGAGAAGGGUCCGCGGAUUGCCAGGCGAUCCAAAGAGGGGGCGGAUGCUACACGCCGGAGACGCUCAACUCGCACGCCUCGUACGCGUUCAAUGCGUACUACCAGAAGCACGGCAGGAACUUUUGGAAUUGCUACUUCGCUGGAGUUGGAAUGCUGUCCAUCACAGACCCAAGUUAUGGAGCCUGCAAGUACCAGGCUACGUGAUGAUAUAGGGUUGAGCUCUCGUACGUUUGUCGGUUUGUGAGAGGAGGUUCGAACCUGUGACUACUUUUGCCCCUGUCUCGCAUGUCAGCUGCCAGCGUGUGUCAGGAGAAGGAUGAUAUGACAUGCUCGCGUCGAUUUUUACCGAGGGUCUUUGUCAUGGUUUUUACUAUCCACAAAGAGUACAUUUUUCUAAGAGCCGUUGUGUAAGGUCCCACAUUGUGGCACUGUUCUAUAGGGCCCUCUAUACUAUGACAGUAAAAAAUAUUACUAUCCUUUUGUUCUUA